AUGGGAGGGCUCACCAACAAAAUUAAUGUUGGCGUAAUUUCCAUGAUGAUUAUGAACCAUGAACAGAUGAGAGGAAUUAAAGCAAAUCCGAAUGCUGGCAAGAGUCAAAAGGGACAAUCAGUAAAAACUCGCCAAAAGCCUAGUGUUACACAUUUGGAGGAAAUAGGAGAGCCCUACGUUCCUGAACUUUAUAAAACUCAAAAUCCUCCAUCAGGAAUGAAGGAAUCAAUGGCUACGAUAUGGUUUCAAUUCAGAAAGUAUUUGAGUAAGCUGAGAUGCUUUUUCCGAAUUUACAGAAGAUUAGGAAAAGAAUUCGGUGUGAGCGGAAAUGCUAAUUUCCAACAACAAGUCACUGAAUUUUUCCACGAAUACAAGAAGGCAAUUGUUAGUAAUGACCUUAGGAAAUUGAACAAGGUUUGCACAACUCGAGUUUUGUCACAGCAAAAAAAGGACUCUAAGCACCAUAGCGAAGAAAAACACCAUAUCGAAAUUUCGGAACUCGAGAAACCCAAGGUCGUUCACUCAUACAUAUUGGACUUACCUGGAAAUAGAGAAAUUGCACAAGUCGUUGUGAAAAUGAAGGUUAAUGAAAAGUUAUACAGCAAGCAAGACCUUCCUGGUGGUAAACAUCAAUUGAAUCUUGAAAAUGAUCAAGACAAUACGUAUUAUGUGGUAUUUGAAAAGCCUCUUGAUGACUUCUCAAAACAAUGGAUGAUUGCAGGAUUUAUCGAUCCAUCCUCCAAAUAUUUUGAGCCAACAGUGAAAGAGGUUAUGUAUGGAACAACGAUGGGUAGUAAUGAAUAA
Messenger RNA from Naegleria fowleri, 804 nucleotides. RefSeq lists its product as uncharacterized. NCBI's taxonomy places the organism in Eukaryota, Heterolobosea, Eutetramitea, Acrasida, Naegleriidae. The record is from RefSeq and is a predicted model, not a curated record. The transcript has a single exon. The coding region runs from base 1 to 804 and encodes 267 amino acids. Gene Ontology annotation, cellular component: mitochondrion.